Cyprinus carpio (common carp) is the source of this 1304-nucleotide messenger RNA. RefSeq names its product ataxin 3 (gene atxn3). Gene Ontology annotation, cellular component: nucleus. The record is from RefSeq and is a predicted model, not a curated record. Gene Ontology annotation, biological process: protein deubiquitination. Gene Ontology annotation, molecular function: cysteine-type deubiquitinase activity. Lineage: Eukaryota; Metazoa; Chordata; Actinopteri; Cypriniformes; Cyprinidae. The transcript has 8 exons. The coding region runs from base 134 to 751 and encodes 205 amino acids.
GUAUAAUCCUGAUCUGUACGUUUUACUUUGUUUCUGUUUAAUUUGACGCGUGUCUGUGUUUCGGGUGACUUUUAUUUUGACAUGUUCGGACGUGUCGUUGUUUCCGGCUGUUCCGUCAUUCACGCUUUCAAACAUGGAGUCUAUUUUCCACGAAAAACAAGAGGGCUCUCUGUGUGCGCAGCACUGCUUGAACAACCUCCUGCAGGGGGAGUACUUCAGUCCAGUGGAGCUGUCCUCCAUCGCGCAGCAGCUGGACGAGGAGGAGCGCAUGCGCAUGGCUGAAGGAGGCGUCCAGACCGAGGAGUACAGGACCUUUCUGCAGCAACCGUCGGGAAACAUGGAUGACAGCGGCUUCUUCUCCAUUCGGCGUCCGAAGUUGAUUGGAGAGGACGAGGCCCAGAGGGUGUCAGUGCAGCAGGUGUCGGAGCCCGGACACACCGCAGAUGAAGUGCUGCUGGAUGAGGAUGAGGAGGAGCUGAGGAAGGCUCUGGCUCUCAGCAGACGGGGCGUGGAGGUGGAGGACGAGGAGGCCGACCUGCGCAGAGCCAUUCAGCUCAGCAUGCUGGGUGGCAGCGAUCCCAGCGGCGCUGUGACGGCGGGUUCGUCUCAUGAAUCAGGAAGCAGCGAGGAGGCGGUGCUGACAGCGGAGGAGCUGCGCAGGAGGAGACAGGUGUACUUCGACAGGCAGCAAGCUCAGCACAGCAGCUCCGCAGGCGGAGAGAAGGACAGCGGGACCAAACCCAGCCAGUGACAGACGCCCUGGACCCGGCCUCUCUUUGGGAGGGAUGGGAAUCACAUCUCCUCUCAGAACCGUUCGGGUCCUGCUGUGUAAUAAAGGGACAUUCGUUUAGCUUCGCUUGACCUCUUUGAGUUGAACGAGGUGAAAGGCAAGCGUUUCCCGGUACAUUCCUCUUGCUCAGACCGUGGUGCCUUCGGUGUGGCUCAGAGGAAGCUGUCAGCGCUGCGAUCACGCCUGUAUUCUGGGACCACUGGGGCUUUAUCUGCUCUUCUGCUCUGUGGACUGUAGUGAAGAACGUCAGCGGUGAGCGGCACGCGCCCUAGUUAGACAGCACAGUGUGCGUGAGGGCAGAUGCUGAUGUGGAGAUCAGUCAUCGUACAGAUUCAGACCUUCCCCUUUUUUCUUUUCAUUCCUCAGUCAUCAGCAGCUCUUUUGGAUCUAGGUUGUGAUUUCUAGUGAUUUUCACAUUCUUUUCUAUGAUUUCAUGUGUUUCUGAACUCUUUUAAGUGAUUGGUUAUACACACACUUAUUGUUUCUCAAAUAAAAAUGUUUCUUUUUCCCCUGA